AUGAGCAUUCUGUUGAGAUCUCCAGUCCGCACACACACAGGCUCAUACCAGACCAUCGCUUCAAAUGCACCAAUAGGAUUACUUUGUUUCAGAGACCUUUUCGAACAAGAAGACGCCGUAACUCCUAAUAAACAACAUCUUGAAUCGGUGUUGGCUCGGGACUUCAGGGACUUGGAAAAUGGCACCGAGAGAAGCAAAGCUCGUCAAGACGUCAUCAAUGCCAUAAUGACCCGAAGGUCACGGUAUUCAAAAUACCAAACGGAUAUAUCGCAAUCCUGGUGUAUAACAAACCCAGAUAAAUCCCAGACUGUGCUAUUUGAAGGCAUCCGCUUCAUGAUGUUCAUACAUGAUGAGGAAUGGGUCCGGGUCCCGCUCUCAGGCCGUCUCGAAGUCCGUCCGGCUACCCGCAACGGCAGGUCAGCGGGAGAAAUCGUACAGAGAAAGAUGACCGCGGAUCUCACCGGUUUCUGGCAACGGCGUGAACUCCUUAGAAAGAUCCCCAAGUCCCCUCAUUCGGCCAAAAGGAAUGCGUCGCCCACGUUGCCGCCUUACCCCGAGCUGGACGGAGGACCAAAGCUCGAAGCAGCUCCCAAGACUGAAGUGUAUGGUGAUGUACCGCCCCAGCAGCUCCAGCUCAACAAUACCGCCGCCCUCCGGGUUCAAUGCAGCCACGCCCCCCAGAACCGCGGGGCCAAGAAGAUCUUGUCCCACCUGCUGCCCCUGAAAAACAGCCAAUACAACCUGUCCGGUUUGAAGAAGAUUAUCGGCAGGAUAUGCAAGAGCCAACUUCCUAUGCUCCGUACAUGA
This is a messenger RNA of Clonostachys solani, 807 nucleotides long. NCBI's taxonomy places the organism in Eukaryota, Fungi, Ascomycota, Sordariomycetes, Hypocreales, Bionectriaceae. The record is from the annotation of a GenBank genome assembly.